This is a messenger RNA of Micromonas commoda, 2877 nucleotides long. RefSeq lists its product with no specific name. Bases 1 to 2877 code for a protein of 958 amino acids. Gene Ontology annotation, molecular function: microtubule binding; calcium ion binding. NCBI's taxonomy places the organism in Eukaryota, Viridiplantae, Chlorophyta, Mamiellophyceae, Mamiellales, Mamiellaceae. The record is from RefSeq and is a predicted model, not a curated record. The transcript has 2 exons.
AUGGAGGACGUUCUGCGGGCCGAUUACGGCGAUGCGGCCCAGAAGGCUCUGAACGAUGCCGCCAGGGCCAAAUCCAAGCCCUCAUCUACGGCCCGGAGGGAGCGCGCGCUGGCGCCGGAGCUCCCCGCCAUGGAGCGCGACAAGCCCUACCGCCCGCCGUUCUGGGAGUCGAAGAAGUUCGGCGAACCGUACGGCGACUUCAAUCGCGUCGCCAAGCCCAAGGCGGUGGUCGUGGUCCCGAAGCCCCCCGCGGGGGUCCCGACGACCGACCUGAAGGGGCGACCCGUGCUGCGCGACAACGCCACGAUGCGCGCCAGCGGCAAGCUCUCCACGGGUAAGACUGCGCCCGUCGCCGCCCUCGCCAAGAAGACCGGGCGCCUGAGCGUCAAGGAAGAGGAAGCCGUCGACGCGGCGUACCGGCAUAACCUCGCGGUGGGUAACCGGCUGCAGGAGCUCGAAGAACAGAUGCGUUCGGCGCUCAAGGCCAGGCGCCAGCUGCACUGCGCCGAGCGCGAGCUGCUGACGAACGCCUUCGCGAGAGUCGACCCGGACAAGACUCGCGUCGUCUCCGUGGAGCGAUUCGUCGAGGUUUGGAAAUCGUUCGGCGUCGAAGUCACCGACCGAGAGGCCAGGGCGGCGUUUAACAAGUACGGCCAGACCCGCGACGGGUCCCUGCCGUACCCGGUGUUCACCGAGGCGCUUCUCGUGGGGAAAGCCAGGCUCGUCGGGAUGUCCUCGGAGGUUAGACGCGGGGCGUUUCCCCUCAACCGCCCGGCGGAGGAGUACCAGUUCCACGGAAAGAUCCUGUACCCGCAGUGUCGCAAGGGGGUGUUCACGCCGAGCGGCUGGGACGGAAGCCCCGCGAGGCGCUCGUGCAAGGCGCCGGACGCCACCAUGGAGCUGACGUGGGUCCACGGCUACGCGCGGGACUGCCUCGCGAACAACCUCUUCUACACCGCAACCGGCGAUAUCGUCUACUUCACCGCGGCUUUGGGAAUCGUGUACGACAAAGACGCGCACUCGCAGCGGUUCUUCACCGGGCACGACGACGACGUCAAGUGCCUCGCGAUAUCCAACGCCCGGGACCUGUGCGCCAGCGGUCAGGUUGGCAAAUACCCGUACGUGUGCGUCUGGGACCCGGCGACGUGCGAGGAGAAGAAGAAGCUCCGUCACCCGGCGGUUCGCGGAAUCGCGGCUGUCGAUUUCUGCCGCGACGCCAAGCUCCUCGCGUCCGUGGGCAUGGACAACAACCACACCAUCUUCGUCUGGGACUGGCGCGCGGGUAAGUGCGCGCACGAGGUCAAGGGACACACCGACGUCCCGCCCAAGGUUUACGGAAUCGCGUUUGACCCGUUCGGCCCGGAUCCAACCGCAUUUUUAUCGUACGGCGUGAACCACAUCAAGUGGUGGAGCAAACCCGAGGGGAGCAAGACGUACACGGAGGAGUCCGGCAAGUUCGCACCCGCGGCGAAGAAGCACGCGGUGAUGUCAGCGGCGUGGCUGCCGUCCGGUCGGUGCGUCACGGGUACCCCCGACGGCGCCAUCGCUGUUUGGGAUUCUCGCGACAGAAAAUGCGUCCGGGUCGUCAGGGCGCACGCGGCUGGCCCGCAGGUGACGCGCGAGGACGGCCCGCCCACGCACCACGGCGUGCGCUGCCUUCGGCUUCGCGCGGACCAAAAGACGCUGCUCUCCGCGGGCGCCGACGGCCACGUCAUCUCGUGGGACGUCUCCUCCGGCGACCUCAAGGAGGGCUCCGUGCUGGGAGCCGUUCCGGUGAAGCGACGAUCGGGAAGCGACGCCCCACAUCCGCCGGUGUUCCGCGGCCUCGACUGCGCGCCGGGCAGCGACGUGUUCGUGGCGGGGACGCACAGGUCCGAGGUGUGGGAGAUUGACGACACGCCUCGCGUGCUGAUCCACGGCCACUCGGCGGAUCUCUACGGAGUCGCUUGGAACCCCGCGGCGCCGACGGAGUUCGCCACAGCGUCCGAGGGCGAACACGUGCACGUGUGGUGCGCGGCGUCGCGUAAGCUGCAGAGAACGGUCGCGCUCGGGAGCAAGGCUCGGUGCGUGGGGUACUCGCCGGACGGCGGGGAGCUCGCGGUCGGUUGCAAGAACGGCGGCGUCCACGUGCUGGACGCCAAGUCGCUCAUAAGGCUCAAGUGGAUGAAGACGCUGGCCGAGUACGUCACGGACGUCAAGUUCUCCCCGGACGGCGAGUUGCUCGCGGCGGCGUCCGCGGACCAGCGCAUCGACGUGUACGAGCGCAAGGGAGGGUACAAGAAGAUCGCGACGUGCCGCGGGCACAGCGCCACGGUGAGGCACGUCGACUGGUGCGCAGAGUCUAAGAUUCUGCGAACGGUGUGCGGCGCGUACGAGAUCUUAUACUUUGACGCGCGCACCGGCCGCCAGGUCACCGCGAACCAGCGCGACACGAAGUGGGCGACGUGGACCUCGGUGUUGGGCUUCGACGUCAUGGGCAUCUGGCGCGACGGGAGCGACGGCACCGACAUCAACGCGUGCGACGUGAGCAAAUCCAGGCGGCACGUCGCGUGCGCCGACGACUUUGGCGGCGUGUCCCUGCUCAACUACCCGUGCGUCGUGGAGGAUGCGCCGUGCGCGGUGGGGCGCGGGCACUCGUCGCACGUGAUGAACGUUCGGUUCUCCCCGGACGACGAUUGGGUGGUGUCCGUCGGCGGAAAGGAUCGAGCCGUUUUCCAGUGGCGGUUCAGGGAGAAGACGCGGGAGAUACCGAAGACGGCGCCGGCGCCGUGGGAGGCUGCGGAGGCUGAGUUGCGCGGGAAGGCGCGCGGGGCGGCGGCGCCGGGUGGGACGAGGGGCGCGGCGCCGUGGGAGACGCCGCCCGCGCUCAAGCAGUAG